Carcharodon carcharias (great white shark) is the source of this 1065-nucleotide messenger RNA. RefSeq names its product fibroblast growth factor 3 (gene fgf3). Gene Ontology annotation, cellular component: cytoplasm. Bases 1 to 1065 code for a protein of 354 amino acids. Lineage: Eukaryota; Metazoa; Chordata; Chondrichthyes; Lamniformes; Lamnidae. Gene Ontology annotation, molecular function: growth factor activity; fibroblast growth factor receptor binding. Gene Ontology annotation, biological process: positive regulation of gene expression; positive regulation of cell population proliferation; animal organ morphogenesis. The record is from RefSeq and is a predicted model, not a curated record. The transcript has 5 exons.
AUGCCAAAAUUUGCAGAAGACACAAAACUUAGAGGUAUGGUGAAUUGUAAGGAAAAUGGUGAUACAACUCAAGUGGCUGUAGAGAGGCUGGUGGAAUGGGCAGACACAAAGCAGAUGCAAUCUAAUGAAGAGAAGUGUAAAGUGAUACAUUUUGGUAGGAAGAAUGAAGACAGCCAGGGACCUGCAACCUUAGAGACGGACCUUAUCAUCGGUUACAUUGAAAGCAUCAUUCACCAAGUCUUUUUGAAAGUCAAUCACUUUUAUUUUGAAAAAUCAACUUCAUUUGUACGAGCCAAUAAAAGACCUUCAUCCGCAUCGGAUUGUACCGGCGAGUGUUUCGACCAUGCCACAAUGUUUAUAACUGUCUGUUUGUUGCUGAGUUUUCUGGAUUUCAGUAGACAGCAGUCGCCGUUGCCCCGGGUGCCGGCUGUGGCUCCGAAGGUGCCGUGCUCCCCGUCCCCAGCCUGCGAGUCCAGACUGCGGAGGGAUGCCGGGGGGCGCGGAGGGGUGUACGAACAUCUCGGGGGAGCACCGCGGCGGAGGAGGCUCUACUGUGCCACCAAGUACCAUCUGCAGAUCCAUCUCAACGGGAAGAUCGAUGGCACGCUGGAGAAGAACAGCAUCUUCAGUAUAUUAGAAAUAACUGCAGUUGAUGUAGGAGUUGUGGCGAUUAAAGGUUUGUUUUCGGGUAGAUACUUGGCGAUGAACAAUAGAGGACGCUUGUAUGCGUCGGAAGUCUACAACCAGGAGUGUGAGUUUGUGGAACGCAUUCACGAACUGGGAUAUAACACGUACGCUUCCAGAUCCUACAGGACCAUUCCAAACUCAGCGGGAACAAGGCGCAGAAAUAGCGCCGAGAGACUUUGGUACGUGUCCAUCAAUGGAAAAGGCCGACCCCGAAGGGGCUUCAAAACCCGAAGGACUCAAAAAUCCUCCCUUUUCUUGCCGAGGGUGCUGGAUAGCAAGGACCACGAAAUGGUCCGAUUAUUCCACACCAGUUCCAAAUAUCGAGAGAGCCUAUUGAAAAGUUCAAGCAAGGCCGAGAAAACGAGGGCCGCCCAAUAG